UUUGAUCAAGCAUCUCCGGCUGGCCGAGGGCUUCCUCCACGGUGGUCGCGUGGUCUCCUUAGCCAGUACAGAGAUUGACCGUUUUUAUGAUACCGCAUAACUGCCGUGAUUAGAUAUCUCGCGUCGGAUCCUUCUCAAUACAGAGACCAAUUGAGGAGACAUCGACUACUUGGUUCAACUAUGCCUGCGAAUACAGGCGGCGAAAGGCUCCGCUUGUAAUUCGCUCUCCGGUUCCAGUGUCAUCAUCAACCGAUUGAAACGUUUAUUUUGGGAUAAUACAAAUAUCCAUAUCUGGACUUGGGGGUGAAGGAGGUCCAGGGGCAGCCGGCGCGAUGGCCGAUGCCUCCACAGACCUGGACAAUGCAGAGACCCAGCGCCAGCUCCACAACAACAACCGCCCCGCCAGCUCGGCCCACUGGGACACCGAGUGCACCAGCUCCAAGCUGUUUGAGUGCUCCCGCAUCAAGGCCCUGGCAGAGGAGCGAGAUGCUGUCCAGAAGAAGACUUUCACCAAGUGGGUCAACUCCCACCUGGCCCGGGUGUCCUGUCGCAUCGCCGACCUCUACAACGACCUGCGCGAUGGCUACAUGCUAACCAGGCUGCUGGAGGUCCUGUCUGGAGAGCUGCUGCCGAGGCCAACCCGGGGUCGCAUGAGGAUCCACUGCCUGGAGAACGUGGACAAGGCCCUCCAGUUUCUCAAGGAGCAGCGGGUUCACCUGGAGAACGUCGGUUCCCACGACAUCGUCGACGGCAACCACCGCCUCACCCUCGGCCUUAUCUGGACCAUCAUCCUCCGCUUCCAGAUCCAGGUGAUCAAGAUAGAGACGGAGGACAACAGAGAGACUCGCUCGGCCAAGGAUGCCCUGCUGCUCUGGUGCCAGAUGAAGACUGCAGGGUACCCUGAGGUCAACAUCCAGAACUUCACCACCUGCUGGAGGGAUGGCCUGGCUUUCAAUGCUCUCAUACACAGACACAGACCUGACCUAAUAGAAUUCCACAAGCUGGCCCGGUCCAAUGCCACCCACAACCUCCAACAAGCCUUCAACAUCGCAGAGCAUAACCUCGGCCUUACCAAGCUACUGGACCCAGAGGACGUCAACACUGAGAACCCCGAUGAGAAGUCCAUCAUCACCUACGUGGUCUCCUACUACCACUACUUCUCCAAGAUGAAGGCCCUCAUUGUGGAGGGCAAGAGAGUAGGCAAGGUGUUGGAAAACGCGAUCGAGGCUGAGAAGAUCAUCGAGCGCUACGAGGGCUUAGCGUCUGACCUGCUGGAGUGGAUAGAAAAGACCAUCGCUGUCAUCAGCAACCAGAAGUUCGCCAACUCACUAACGGGGGUCCAGCAGCAGCUGCAGGCCUUCACCACUUACUGCACCAUCGAGAAGCCCAUCAAGUUCCAGGAGAAGGGUAACCUGGAGGUCCUCCUCUUCACCAUCCAAAGCAAGCUGCGGGCAAACAACCAGAAGCUCUACGUUCCUCAUGAAGGGAAGCUCAUCUCCGACAUCAACAAGGCGUGGGAGAGGCUGGAGAAGGCGGAGCACGAGCGGGGCGUGGCUCUACGGCAGGAGCUGAUUCGUCAGGAGAAGCUGGAGCUGCUGGCCCAGAGGUUUGACCACAAGACCACGAUGAGGCAGGCCUGGCUGAAUGAGAACCAGCGCCUGGUGUCUCAGGACAACUUCGGCUACGACCUGCCGGCAGUGGAGGCGGCCAUGAAGAAGCACGAGGCCAUCGAGGCGGACAUCUCGUCGUACGAGGAGCGCAUCGGCGUGGUGGUGGAGCUGGCGGCCGAGAUGGAGGCGGAGGCCUACUACGACAUUCGGAGGAUCUCCGCCCGCAAGGAGAACAUCCUUGGCCAGUGGAGUCUGCUGAAGGAUCUGGUGGUGGGUAGGAGGACCAGGCUGGAGAAGAACCUAGCCCUGCAGAAGACCUUCCAGGAGAUGGUCUACAUGAUUGAUUGGAUGGAGGACACGCAGGUGCAGCUGUUGUCUAAGGACUUUGGGAAGCACCUGCUGGAGGUGGACGACCUGCUGCAGAAACACAGCCUGCAGGAGGCCGACAUCGCCGUGCAAGCGGAGAGGGUCCAGACGCUCAACGCCGCCGCUCUCAAGUUCUCCACCAUCGAGGGGUACCAGCCGUGCGACCCCCAGGUGAUCUGUAACCGCGUAAACCACGUCUCCACCUGCCUGGAGGAGCUGAAGGAGCUGGCGUCCAAGCGACACGAGGAGCUGGAGGAGUCCCGGCAGCUGUGGGCCUUCUACCAGGAGGUGGAGGAGUCGGAGGCCUGGAUCCGAGAGAAGAGCUCCAUCCUGGGCUCCCAGACCUGCGGCAAGGACCUGAGCUCCGUCCUCCGGCUGCUGCAGAAGCACAAGUCCCUGGCCGGGGAGCUGCUGGCGCACCGCUCCCUCCUCCAGAACACCAUGAAGAAGGGCAAGCAGAUCCUCAGCGAGAAGAGCUUCGGCACCCAGGGCAUCCAGGAGCGGAUCAUGGAGGUGAAGGGGGAGUGGAAGCGCCUGGAGGACCAGGCGGCGCAGCGCCUCAACCACCUCCAGGAGGCGCUCCACUUCUUCCAGUUCAGCACGGAGACCGACGACCUCCUGGCCUGGCUACAGGACGCGUACCGCCUCGUCUCCAGCGAGGACUUUGGCCACGACGAGUACUCCACGCAGUCGCUCCUCAAGAAGCACCGCGGCGUGCGCGACGCCAUCGACAAACACCGGCUCCACGUGGUCGCGCUCAGGAAGCACAUGGUGGCGCUGCCGCUGGUGUUCCGGGAGCUGGAGGAGGUGCAGGGGCGCAUGGGCGACGUGGAGCAGCUGUACUCCGAGGUGGCUGACGUGGCGGUGCUCCGGCAGCAGUGGCUCCACGACGCGCUGGCCGUGUACCGCAUGUUCAGCGAGGUCAACGCCUGCGAGGUGUGGAUCGACGAGAAGGAGCAGUGGCUCAACCAGAUGGAGGUGCCCGAGAGGCUGGAGGACGUGGAGGUGGUCGCUCACAGAUUUGAGAGCCUGGACCAGGAGAUGAACAGCCUGAUGGGUAGGAUCCUGGACGUGAACCAGAUCGUGCAGCAGCUUCUGGACGGAGGUCACCCCAGCUCCACAGAGGUCAGAGGUUGCCAGGACCACCUCAACAGCAGGUGGAACUGCAUCGUGGAGAUGGUGGAGCAGAAGAAAGACCACCUGGACUCCAUCCUGCGCCUGCAGAACUACCUGCUGGAGUGUACCGAGAUCAAGUCCCAGAUCCAGGACAAGCGCAAGGCCAUCGACGCCACCCAGUACGUGGGCAGCGACCUGGGUGGCGUGCUGGCCCUCCAGCGCCGCCUCUCCACCAUGGAGGGAGCCUUGGCCGUCCUUGAGCCCAAGCUUGUGCACCUGCAGGGGGAGGCGGAGCAGCUGGCCACCUCCCACCCCGACCGCGCCCUCGAGGUCCUAGUGCCCUUCGAGGGCAUCAGUGUGGAGUGGGAGGAAUUGAAGAGGACGCUGCAGGGCUGCGAAGACUCUCUGAUGGUGGCCGGCAGACUGCAGCAGUUCAUACAGGACCUGGACUCGUUCCUGACGUGGCUGGUGCAGACCCAGAUGGCGGCGGCGUCCGACGAGCUCCCCAACGCCCUGGAGGAGGCGGAGCGCCUCAUCAACCUCCACGCGGCGCUGAAGGAGGAGAUCGGCCGCUACGAGGAGGACUACGAGCGCCUGCAGGCCGUCAACGAGCUGCUGGAGACGGAGGAGGCGCCGCUGCCGUACGCCGCGCUGCAGCAGUGGCUGCAGAAGCUGGACGUGGGCUGGAACAAGCUGCUGGAGAUGUGGGAGAGCCGCAGGGAGGUGCUGGUCCAGGCGCACAUCUUCCACCUGUUCCUGCGCGACGUCAAACAGGCCGAGGCCUUCCUCAACAACCAGGAGUCAGCCCUAGCCCACGUGGAGCUCCCCACCACGGUGGAGACGGUGGAGGCGGCCAUCAAGAAGCACAAGGACUUCACCACCACCAUGGAGCUCAACCUGCACCGCAUCAAGGCCGUGAUCGAGGCUGGGGAGAGCCUGAUCAGCCAGAGCAACAUCUACUCAGACCGCAUCAAGGAGCGGGUCGACACGCUGGCUAAGAGGGGUCACCAGAACCGGGAGCAAGCUCAACAGUGGCUGGAGAAACUCAACGGCCAGUGGGGUCUCCAGAGGUUCCUCCAGGACUGCCACGAGCUGGGAGACUGGGUGUCUGAGAAGAUGCUGAUGGCUGGAGACGGCAGCAGAGAUGAGACCCAGAAGCUGCAUAAGAAGUGGCUCAAACACCAGGCCUUCAUGGCCGAGCUGGCCCAGAACAAGGAAUGGCUGGACAAGAUUGAGAGGGAGGGCCUGCAGCUGAUGCAGGAGAAGCCUGAGCUGAGCCCAGUGGUCAGGAGGAAGCUGGGGGAGAUCCGGGAGUGCUGGCAGGACCUGGAGAGCACCACCCAGGCCAAGGCCCGCCAGCUGUUCGAGGCCAACCGGGCCGACCUCCUGGUCCAGAGCUACUCCAGUCUGGACCACCGGCUGGGCCAGCUCGAGGGUCAGCUAUGCUACGUGGACCCGGGCCAGGAUCUGACCAGCGUCAACAAGCAACUCAAGAAACUUCAGACCAUGGAGAGCCAGAUGGAGGCGUGGUACCACGAGGUGGGGGACCUCCAGGUGCAGACGGCCUCCAUGCCCCAGCAGGGCCAGAUCCGGGACACGGUGGAGGAGCGGCAGGUUGCCGUGGAGACGCGCAUGGUGCGGCUGAUCGAGCCUCUGAAGGAGCGCCGGAGGAUCCUGCUGGCCUCGAAGGAGGUGCACCAGGUCGGACGAGACCUGGAGGACGAGAUCCUGUGGGUGCAGGAGCGCCUCCCCAUGGCCACGUCCCAGGAGCACGGCUCGAGCCUGCAGGCUGUCCAGCAGCACAUGAAGAAGAACCAGAGCCUCCAGAGGGAGCUGGAGGGCCACCGGGGCCACGUGGAGGAGGUGCUGGAGCGGGCGGGCCUGGUGGCGUCCAUGCGCAGCCCCGAGGCGGACUGCGUGCGGGCGGGGCUGGAGCAGCUGGCGUACGUGUGGGCCCUGCUGUGGGCGGAGACGGAGCGGCGGCAGCUGCUGCUGGACGCCACCUACCAGGCCCAGCAGUACUACUACGACAUGGCCGAGGUGGAGGCCUGGCUCAGCGAGCAGGAGCUGCACAUGAUGAACGAGGAGAAGGGCAAGGACGAGCCCAGCACCCUGCAGCUGCUGAAGAAGCACCUGGUCCUGGAGCAGACCAUCGAGGACUACGCUGAGACCAUCGGCCUGCUGUCCCAGCAGUGCAGACAGCUGCUGGAGAUGGGACACCCCGACAGCGAGCAGAUCAGCAGGCGCCAGUCCCAGGUGGACCGUCUGUACGUGUCCCUGAAGGACCUGGUGGAGGAGAGGAAGUCCCGGCUGGAGCAGCAGUACUGGCUGUACCAGCUGAGCCGCGAGGUGGCCGAGCUGGAGCAGUGGAUCGCCGAGAGGGAGGUGGUGGCCAGCUCCCCAGAGCUGGGCCAGGACUACGAGCACGUCACGAUUCUGCAGGAGAAGUUCACCGAGUUUGCCUCGGAGACCAGCGGCGUGGGCCAGGAGCGCGUGACGGCCAUCAACCAGAUGGUGGACGAGCUGAUCGACUACGGCCACGCCGACGCCGCCACCAUCGCCGAGUGGAAGGACGGCGUGAACGAGGCGUGGGCCGACCUUCUGGAGCUGAUGGAGACGCGGGGACAGAUGCUGGCCGCCUCACACCAGCUGCACAAGUUCUUCUCAGACUGCAGAGAGGUCCUGGCUCAGAUCGAUGACAAGCAGCGUCGUCUCCCGGAGGUGCGAGCACGCCAGGGGGGCACGCCCAACACCAGCACGCUGCAGAGGCUCAUGCACAGCUUCGAGCACGACAUCCAGCUGCUCGUCACCCAGGUGCGGCAGCUUCAGGAGAGUGCCGCCCAGCUGAGGACGGUCUAUGCCGGGGAGAAGGCCGAGGCCAUCGCGGGCCGCGAGCAGGAAGUGAUGCGCUCCUGGAAGGAACUGCUGACUUCCUGCGAGGAGUGCCGUGUGCAGAUUACCACGGCGACGGACAAGCUGCGGUUCUUCGGCGUGGUGCGCGACCAGAUCAUGUGGAUGGACAGCAUCAUCUGUCAGAUAGGAACCGGGGAGAAACCCAGCGCGCUGCCCCGAGAGCUAACCUCGUCCUGUGGGCUGUCUGGUCCUUUCAGGGACGUGUCGUCUGUGGAGGUGCUGAUGAACUACCACCAGAGCCUGAAGAGCGAGGUGGAGGCACGCAGUCGCAGCGUGCUGCAGUGUAUCGAGAUGGGCAAGACUCUGCUUGCCGCCCGCAACCCCGCCGCCGAGGAGAUCAAGGAGAAGCUGGACAAGGUGGUUGCUAAGCAACAUGAGCUGUCGGAGAAGUGGGACAAGCACUGGGAGCUGUUGCAGCACAUGUUGGAGGUGCACCAGUUUGCCCAGGAGGCGGUGGUGGCUGAGGCGUGGCUGACAGCCCAGGAGCCCUUCAUCAGCAGCAAGGAGCUGGGCGCCAGCGUGGACGAGGUGGAGCAGCUGAUUCGUCGACACGAGGCCUUCCGGAAGGCGGCGGCCACCUGGGAGGAGCGCUUCAGCUCGCUACGGCGACUCACCACGGUGGAGAAGCUGAAGGCAGAGCAGUCCCAGCUCCCCCCCACCCCCCUGCUGGGCCGCAAGGUGUUCCUGGACCCCCAGGACGCCUCCCCCUCGCCCUCCCCCUCCCGCAGCGUAGGCUCCGCCCUCAUGAGGCAGACCAUCUACGAGCAGGCCGAGCCCCGCCCCGAGCGCCCGCCCCAGGAGCCCUCGCCCUCCUCUGUGGCUCGUCGCCUCGGCUCCACCGUGGCCAAUUACACGCCGGUGAUGAACGGCUCCUCCUACCGUCACCUGGAGCCUCGGCUCGUCGGCAUGGUGGGCUUGGCCGCCGGUCUCAGCGCCGCCUCCUCCUCCUCUGCCGCCGCCGGCAACGUCAUCAGCAACGUCGCCGUCAACGUCGCGUCCAACAUCCCCACGAUCGCCGUCGACGCCGUCGCCACGGUCACGGCGCCGGCGUCGGAGGCCAGGGCGUCCCCGUACCUGCGGCAGCCGAAGAUCAAACACAUCGACGACGUGGUGACGCCCCUGCUGGUGGCCGGACGACUGGAGAAGGCCCGGGAGAGGGAGCGGGAGAAGGAGAGGGAGGGAGAGCCAGGCAGAGAGAGGGAGGGAGAGAUGGUGAUGGCCGAGGUCGUGCUCCAGGAGCCCGGCAGAGAGAGGCUGAACAGCGAGCCCAGCCGAGGGGCCGCCAGGGCGGGCAGCAGCAGCUGGACGGACCCCCAGUCCCAGCCCCAGGGCAGGGAGGCCCGGCUGGAGCGCCAGCUGAGCAGCGAGCAGCUGAUCCAGGCCCGGAGGGACGAGCUGCCCCAGGAGGUGUGGCGGGAGCGGGCCGAGCGCCACGAGAGGCGCCUGGAGAGGCAGACGUCCAGCGAGCAGGAGGGCCACGCCCACGAGGGGCGCCGCCGCGACCGCCACCGCCUGGAGAGACAGGAGUCCAGCGAGCACGACACGGCCAAGGAGCACUCGGACCGGCGCUCUGCGGGAGGGGAGAAGAGGUCCACGCUGGCAGACAUCGUGGAGCAGCUGCAGGAGAGAGAGGCUGCCCAGGCCAGAGGUGAGGUUCCCCGCGUCCCUAACGGUGUACCAGAAAAGCCUUCCCGCCCCGAGCGCCCCCGCGCCAGGGACCGCCCCAAGCCCCGGCGCCGACCGCGCCCCAAGGAGCCGGCCGGCGGGGAGCCUCGUCGCUCCCGCUCCGCCCCGGCCCAGAGCAGCCCCCCGGUGCCCCUGGUCCCCUCACACACGGCCCACCACGAGGGCUUCCUCUUCCGCAAGCUGGACAUCGAGACUCUGAAAAAGAGUGCCAACAGAUCCUGGGUGAACUUGUACUGCGUCCUGAACAAGGGAGAGAUGGGCUUCUAUAAAGAUGCCAAGAACACCAGCACACCUUACAACAACGAGCCCCUGCUCAGCCUCAGCCACUGUGACUGCGACGUCACCAACGGAUACAAGAAGAAGAAGAACGUGUUCACGCUCAAAACACAAGAUGGCAGCGAGUUUUUGUUCCAUGCAAAGGAUGAGGAUGAUCUGAAAGCUUGGAUCACCAACAUCACCACUAGCAUCUCGGAGCACGAGCAGAUCGCCAAAUGGGGCCAGCCUCACCCUACUACCUCAUCCACGGACGAGGGCACACGGCGCGACGGCAGCAAAGCCGACAACAAAUCAGAGCGCGGCGGAGAGCGCUCCGACCGGGGCGAGCGCGCCGAAAAGACGGAGAAACCGGAGCGUUCGGAGAGGUCGGACAAGGGGGAGAGGUCGGACAACAAGCGGUCCGAAAAAUCCAGCAAGAAGAAAUGAGAAUUUGCGCGUUUGUUGUGUUUUGGGGUGCGUUGGAGGGGCAGGAGGGGAGGGAGGGGUUAGGGACUGAGGUGAACAGUGUAACACUCUGGAGCGUCCCUCUAAGCUCUCCCACAUCCCCCCCUAUCUCAGUGGAUUUGGUGUGAAGGGACAAAGGAUGACAAAGAUCUGGUGAAGGGAUGGAACGGACAAGGAGCGGGGGUCUGUCUGAGCCCCUUCGACCCUCCUGUCUCUCUCUCUCUCUUCCUCGACUUCUCUGCUGCUCUGUGGAGGCCCGACCUGCUGCCCCCCGGUGGAGAAACAGGAGCAUGUCAGGAAGCACAGCCUUCUGGUCAGGCGUGCGAAGGGAAGGGUGGUUUUCGCUGGUAGAUUGAAAAACGUAGCUCAUGAUGUUUCAUGUUUCUUUUUUAUAUGAGAUGAGCUGUAUCUGUAUGUAUCUCCUGUCUGUCUGUCCGCCUAUCUAACGUCCAGUCGUACAGUAUAUUCCCAGAUGAAAGAAAUAAGCCAAAAUGUUUUUAACUGACUGGCCUCUUGUUUUUGGAAAGAGAGAACAAGUUUUUUCUCAUUUCUUUUUUCUUCUUUUGAUAUUUCUGCUCGUUCACCCUCCAAUCCAGACCACACAUCUGGACUGAAGUCUGUUUCACUUCCUGGAUCUCGCCUGUUUUUCUUCUGCAAAAUGGUGUCAUCGACCAGCCCCUCCUCUCCGGAUCUGGGUUGACCAACACCGAGCCGCCCUGGUGUUCUGGGAGGAGGAGAGAGGGAGGAGAGUGGCUCAUCAUCCCGUCGGGCUGGUCCUGCAUCUACAACCAUCCCCUGCCAGGCUUCCACCUCCUCCAGACCUCCAAGCCCUGGAGCCCCUGGAGCCCCGGGCCAGAGCCCCAGCUCCAGAGAGACAUGGCAGGCUUCAUACCUCCAAACACCAGGCCUCCUCCUUUCUCCUUCCUGCCCGCUGCUUGUCUCCGCUCGCCCGUGGGACAUUCUCUCUCGUCAGAUCCCAUCAGCCACAUUGCUUUUUAUAAACCGUCGAAGGUGGUAGAUAAACGUGUGUGUAUGCCUGUUAGUCACGUGCGUGCCUGUGCGUGCGCGUGUGUCCUGCUGCUCUCCCAGGGUCUCCAUAGCUCAGGUUCUGUCUGUUGUCAUGCGCGCUCCUCAGAUCCCCCCUCAGUCUUCCACGCAUGGCUGGUAUGCUCACUCAUGCCACGCUCUUACACACACCCAAUCACAGGAGGGCACAGCCUCGGUCGUGACCCCCAGGGUCAGAGUUCAGGGGUCACACAGAGGUCACUGUCGAUCGACGGAUGUAAUAGAAAAAAAGUGUUUUGUCAGGAUAAAUGAAUGAAUUGCUGUGUGGAUGAGACGUGGAGUUGCAUGUCUUGCUUGGAGAAUCAUUUAUCCUGAGGGCUAACGCCCUAGAGGUAUUCUAUGUUGAGAUGUUGAGCGUUUUCUUUUCCGCGAGAACAUAUUUCUUUGUUCCUUUCCAAGCUUCAUACAGUGCUCCACAUGGAUCUGUCUGUCUGUCAUAGCGUCACAAAGCCAUAAAUGGUGUCAGGAAGUUCCACUUGCUAAUGAGAGAACCCUGUCAUUCUAAAAAGCUCUGUAUGUAACUGAGAUAGAUGUGAGGGGGGGUUCUGUGAAGGGACAGUACAGUGAAGGUGUCAUCAAAUGCGUUCAAUUUGAGUAGCUUUUUCUACCUUGUUUUUUUAAGAACACAUUUUAUGCAUCUAUAUAUAUAUAAAUAUAUAUAAUAGGCGUGAAUGCCAAAUUAAUGCAAUCCAUUAUUACGCAUGUUGGACACAAGGAUGGACAGAGGCUAUUUUUGAAUGAACAUACAUAACUAUCACAUGUAAUGUGGCAUAUAUCGUCCAGUAUACAAGACACUGCACACGGUCGGUUGGGCUACUGUUGGAGACCACUGAGACAACAGAACCGGGGUCCUGAAUUAAAGGGUGUGUAAACAACACGCUUCAUAGCGUGUAAUACAACACUGUGCAGUGGUGAAUACUAUCAAUAAACAAAUCCCUGUCUUCAAGAUAGGGGCCCACUGUGUAGUAAACUCACCACUACCUGUGUUAGCACCUGACUGCUCACAGCUCGGACAUCCAAGUCCCAACAACAAACUAAUGCUCAAUAAAGAAUGAUCUGGUUUCAAAUGGAUGUAUGUAAUUCUUUAGUUGUUGAAUCGAUAUGAUGGUUGAUGAUUAAUUCGAGUUUUGUUUUUUUGGCGGUCUGUGGUUUUUCGGGCGUUCUGCUCCUUCUCACAGGGUCGACACAAGCGAGCCGUCUGCUCCAAAGACCUGUCGCCAUGGUAGCAUCACUCAACAAUAUAACGUUCAUAUCUUUAACAUGAAUCUAUUUAUGUCUCCUGGUCUUCUGUCACCCAUGUUGCACUAACAGCCAUAUCGAUAUCACUCUGAACCGUCUGCAGUUUGAGGUUUUACAGAGCGGAAAGCCUUGAGAGGAAUGUGAAGACUGAGACUUUAUGCAACUUUUCCUUUGCACUAAGAGGCUUCCUGUGCCCCGGGGCUAGGGUGGAGGAACAGUGGUGCUUCAGGGUCUCAGAGGGAGUUCCAUUCAUGUCCACAGGUCAAUAAAGCGGUCAGUGAUUUAUCCAUAAGCCUGACACACAGAGGUGGGUUUGUCCAUGUUGUGGCCCCAAUCAAAACUCACUUUAGGGGCCCCUCCUUCACUUCCUGUCAUGAUCAUUUUAACGACACAGCAUCACUGGAGCGGUAGGAGUUCUUUUUCAUGCAGUGGCUGUUUCUAACGUCAUCGUCCAUCGUCUUGCCUGACACGCUGAGUUCUGUGUUGCAUGCAGAACGAUCCUCCUCAUCACCCAUCAUCUUAGACGCCAUCGAGACUGGAGGAGCUGGUUAACUGUUUACUGUUAGCCGUAACUUUACCUGUCUGUGGUUACGUUAUACUCCUGAAUCAAAAUCCUCCAUAAAUGUGUGUUGACUCAUUCUGUCGCUUAUAGCCACCAUUUCUUCCCAAUAGUUUUGAUAAACGGAUCAUCGUUUUUCCACGCUGGACAUUGUUGUCAUUUGUGAAGGUAUUGUCUAUAUAAUCUUGCCCUUUUUCAUGUUUUAGAUCAAAAAUCAGAUUAUAAUCUGAGUUGAUAGACCAAACACCAGCCAGGUGUCAUCAAUACAUAGAAAGCACAAUUUUAUAUCCUAAUGUACUGUGCAACUUCAACUUCAUAGUGACACUUGUAAGGAAUCACUGAUAUCACAAUGCUGAUGCAGAUGGUGUACACCAUACAAGAUAAAGUUGACUAUCAAGCAGUCAUAAUGCUUUAGCCAUGACAUCACAACAGAUUUUAUGGGCAUCACCUAAAGUAAAAGUUUCCCUGGACAAUUUAAGUAAAGUAACGCAGCCUGGACAAGCCAGAGACUAACAGACACAUAUUACUGUGAAUUGUGCUUUAUUUGAGAGAAUCAUGUCAUUGCUAUUUCCAUCCAGGAUGUCUGACUGAUCAGUGGGUCACAUGUCAGUGACUGACACCUCUCAUUGGUUCCCCAGCACUUUGACCCCUGACCCCAGAGCACCACUGUUUUUACUGGACCACAGUCUGUUCUACAGCUUGACGAACUGUACAAAAUGUAAUUGCUUAAAGUAUUUUCUGUAAAGAUUUUAAAAAGAAAAAAAGUUCUUUUUUCUGAUGUUAUAUUGGGAAAACCUCCUCUUUUUUUGGUUUUCAACAAACUUUAUUAACUCUCUAUUUUGUUUUGGGAAUGGGAGGGGUGGUUGUUCAUUUGUACAGACUGGAUGAAUCAGGCCGCUUCACCACAUCAGGUCAAAGAAGUUGCAUGAAUGACUUAGUCUCUAAUAUGAUACUGCAGUGCAUGUCUCACAGUCUCAUUACUCCGCUACAAGAUCACUGUCAAAUAUUGGGGUGCAACACAACCACAGUCCGAACAAAGAGAAAGGUGAAUGAAUGACUAAUAAUGUAU
Hypomesus transpacificus is the source of this 12343-nucleotide messenger RNA. RefSeq names its product spectrin beta chain, non-erythrocytic 4-like. The record is from RefSeq and is a predicted model, not a curated record. Gene Ontology annotation, molecular function: phospholipid binding; actin filament binding; structural constituent of cytoskeleton. Gene Ontology annotation, biological process: actin cytoskeleton organization. NCBI's taxonomy places the organism in Eukaryota, Metazoa, Chordata, Actinopteri, Osmeriformes, Osmeridae. Gene Ontology annotation, cellular component: cell junction; plasma membrane; spectrin.